Peronospora matthiolae is the source of this 594-nucleotide messenger RNA. The record is from the annotation of a GenBank genome assembly. Lineage: Eukaryota; Oomycota; Peronosporomycetes; Peronosporales; Peronosporaceae.
AUGUUGAGAGAACAGGGUGUUCAACAGUUUGAACUGUUCAGACAGCAGCAGGCUGCUGCUGGUAGGUCGAUGCACUCGCGUCGACCCGAAACCUUGAAGAUUGACAUCUCCAAGUAUAUGGGAGUCGAAGAGGACUCCCUCUUGAGAUGGUUCGUCGAAUUGGAUGACGCCAUAAGGGCGCGUCGCAUCGACGACGUGGAUAUGCAAGUUGCAUUUGCCCAGUCAAAUCUGGCAGGACGUGCCAAGACUUGGGCACUGGGGCUCAAGUUGCACGACCCAUAUGCGUUUGGGUCGUUGGAAGUCUUCAAGUCGCGGCUCAGACAAACGUUUGAACCGCCUGGAGCUGAGUUCAGAGCUCGAACCGAACUCUUGAAGCUCAAGCAGGGUAAGCGUGAUGUGCACGCUUACGCGCAACAUUUACGACAUCUUACGAGUUGUAUAAGUUCCAAUCCGGUGGAUGAACACACGUUGGUUUCGGUGUUCAUGCAGGGUCUUGCGGAUGGUCCCGUCAAGACUCACCUGUUCCGGCUUGAACUAGAUUCACUAGAACAAGCCAUUUCCAUUGCGGAGCAGGAAGACUUCAGUCUGAGAUAG